UGGAGAUUUCAUUUGUUUAAAUCUUCAAAUCAUUCAAAUAAUACAUAUUGCUUACACACGAAUAUACGGGAUAAUUGUUAUCGAUUUGAUUUUCAGAGGUGUUAGUUAAAAGAAGUUCAGCUAUAAUGUCAAAAUAUUUGGAAAGAAUACAUGAAAUAUUGCAAUACGCAAACAGUAAAAAAGUUACAGACAAGAGGAAAUGUGUUACAGAGCUGUUAGAAUUGUACGAAAAUAAAGAAGCAGUUGACGAGAUUUGUACAAAUACACAGCUAAACAAACAAGGUGUCAUUAACUGGUCAUAUAUAGUUCAUAUAGUGCAUCAGAUAUUAUUCAAUGAAACAGAUAGGCUUGCAAAUAAGGAUAAUUGUAGCAAAACAGUAAUUAGUGAAAGACAAAAUACAUGCAUACUCGUACAAAAAACAUUUCAAUGUGCAACUUCUAAAACACCAUUGUUAAAAUGCAAAGAUAUAAUGCCAUUAAUUUUUCAAGUUUUGGGAACAAAUAUAUAUGAAUAUUACCAUGACACAUAUAUGAAUAUUUUGGUUUCUUACAUACUUCCAUUUAGAAUAUGUCAAUUAGAAAUGCUUUCUCAUAAUUGGGAAGAAUUAUUGAAGAUAUGUUUGCAUUUGUAUAAAAAUGCAUCUUCACCUACCAGUAAACGAAUCAUUUUAAAUGCAUUACAAAUGAUUAUAAAUUAUGGUUGUUUAUAUUCGGAUUUGUCUUUCAAUGUAAGGGAGACAUUAAUAUUUUUAGAAAAUAUGUUCUCAGAUGUUAAAAUAAACCAAGAAAUUUUAGCAGAAUGUGGUUAUAAACUUACAAAUACAGUGUGUCAUCAAAUAGCAACAGAAUAUAGAACUAUGCUUUGUCACUUCAGUGAAAAUAUUUUACCAAAUAUAAUUAGCUUUACAAGUUCUGUUGAAAAAUAUAAACUUUUCUUAUUUUUUGUUCAAAUUCAUCAUCCUAAAGGAACAUCUAAGACUUACGAUGGAGCUUAUGCUGAUAACUGGGACAAGUGGUACACAAUACUUGAAUCCAUAUAUCUAAUGAUCUUGAAAGAUUUUAAACCAGAUAUACUUCCGAAAAGUUUUAUUUAUCUUGCAAGGGAGGUUUUUAAACAAGUAUUCGAAAAUUCAAAUAUUGUUAAAAGAAAAGAGUUCGACGAAUAUGAUUAUAUACAACCAAUGAAACGAAGACGAAUUACCAAAUUUAACGGACCUGUCGAUAUGCUUACUGAUUAUAAUCCAGAAGAAGCUUGGCCAGUGAUACAAGUCCUAACAACAUUAUUUAAACAAUAUCCUGAAUGUUUAAAAUCACAAGAUCUUCCAAUGUUUUUAAAAAAUAUAGUAAAUUUUCUUGCACAGUCCAGCAAAGAAGAAACCAUUGUGGAUGAUUUAUAUGAGUUUGCUGCCGUUUUAUUAAUAAAUGAAAAAUCAUUUUCUAUGAUAGAUAUAGAAAAUUCAAAUAUUUAUUGGGAUAAAAUAUGGGACGCUUUAUUAAGGUCAUUGAACGUAAAUCAGAACAAAAUAUCAGCUCAUAAGCUUACUCAACUUUUUAUAAUAAAUAAUAAAAUAACAAAUCCAAAUAUACUUUUGAAACUCUAUUUUACAAAUGUAAUUAAAUGGUCUGUUAUGAGUCUCCGUACAUUAAUAGUACUCUGUGAAUAUUUACCAUUACCGAAUGAUAUUGCAGUGUGCAGUAUAAAUGUGUGUUCGCCAACAUUGAAUUCAAAUUCUGUCAGAUCAUCCCUUAUAACAUGGGCAUUGAAUAUUCCCUGGUACAAAAUGACAACACAGAUUAUAAUUGAUGAGCUGUGUUUAUUUUUAACUAGUAUUAUAUUAAAAUCAAAACCUGAGAAACAAAUAAGAUUCGAUGAAUAUAAUACUAACAGUCCAUGUGAUUGUUUAAAAACUGACGAAAAUAUUGAGUUACUUAACGAAUAUAUAGAACAGUGCUACUUAUCAUUAAUGUAUAAAACAAAUUGGUUUACUGAUAUGGAAAAGAAGGAUAUACAGUAUAACAUAAAGAUGAAUGAACACGUGUUAUAUAUGCAAAACAUUUUAACUUAUCUAACGGACAGCUUAUCCGAUGUCAUUAACAAAAGCAAAGGAAGCGAUGAUCUUCACAUAAUCAUAAUAAAGAUUGCUAUUAUAGCAAAAGUUAUAUCAAUAAUGAAAAAAUUAAAUAUAAUAUCGGAAAGGAUUGAAGAAGUGCCACUUGUAUGCACAAUGAAACAGUAUCUAAAUAUUGCUUAUGCUUUAUUAGAAAAAAUAGAUCCAUCAAGAAGUAAAUAUAUUUAUCUUUGUAACGUAACAAAAGCACUCAAUAUACUGUAUGGUACAUUAUACGACACAGAUGUAGCAAAGAUAAUUGUUUCAUCUGCAACGUCAGAUAUGUUAAAAAACAUAUUCAGUUUAAUGAAUAUCGAAGAUAACGAAAUCACCGAUUAUAAAGCAACUAAUGAUUGCUACGAAGAUUAUAAUUCUUUUCAAAAUAGACGUAAAUCUUCGGACAAUGAAGUUAAGCGUAAAAAACAAUGUAAUUAUUGUAACAACGGUAUAAUUAGAUUACAAGCAACAAAAGCUUUAUCAUUAUUUUGUUGUAAAAAUGUUGGACAAGAAAAAUUUGAAAUUCAAGUAAAACUUAUGAGCAAUUUGUUGAACAUAGAUAUGUAUGACCUUUCGCAUACAGUUGAUUUUAAAAUGGCUAUAACAGUAUUGGAAUAUUUGUCCAGCUAUAACAAAGAAGAAUUAUGGAAAAAUUUUAACGAACUACCGUUGAAAAAUGUAUUGAAAUUAUAUGAAAAAUGUUGCAAAGAUGAAACUGCUGUUCGUUAUAUAUUAAAUAACUUACCAUACUUUUUUGAAUAUGCUACAAGUUAUCAUUGCGAGCUACAAAAUUUAAUGAAUAUUAUCUGUCAAUUUAAUAAAUUUCGGUGUCAAAAAAGAUAUGGCUUUCUUGCACAUAUAGAGUUCAUGAAAUGUCUUUCAAAAAUUAUUCAUACAAAUUCUUUUCUUUUCCAUUAUGACGUAUAUGGAGAUUCAAGUCAAAUGCCAAUAAUUAAAAGCGUUUUGUCAGCUAUAAAUAAUUCUGCAUUUGUUUUACGAUUACGAGUAAUUAAUUGUAUUCAAGAAAUAUAUUCUUCAAAAAACAUUGAUUUAAAAUGGAAAGAAGCACUAUUUAUGCAAAUAGAAAAAUCAGUGGAUAAAUUAAUUAUUGGUAACGGAAUAAAUGAUAAGAUGAAGGUGGAUGAAAAUGAAACCAAAAUAACAAGUACCUUAUUAAUGCUUACUGCUAUAAUACAUAUCGAUGGAAUAUUUCAGUGCCGUGCUUUAGUAACAAUGUUACGUUUCGUCAUAGAUAACAAAAUAGAUAUUCAAAUAAUACCAAAAGCUAUAAAUACAAUAGAAAAUGGAAUAAAUUACUCAAAUCUUAUUGAAGAUAAUUUAAGUUAUCUAAUGGCAUAUUGGUUUAAUUCAAAAUAUUCAUCAGAACCAUUUCCUUGGAAAUUAACAGAGUGUAAAUCUGAAGAACAAUUCCAUAAAAUGUAUAUUAAUACAUUAGUAUUUAUUAAAUUUCAAAAUUUAGAACUGUCUAAUGUAAUUUCUUUUUGCACUAAUGUUAACGUGCCGUUUGAACAAAUUAUUGAAAAUAUUUUUCCAAAACUUUUAUCAUGGCUAUUAUACCACAUUAAUGGAAACAGUGGAAAUACCCUGAAAAAGGUAGCAAAUAAAAUAUUUCAUUCAAUGAUAUUAAAUCAAAAUGAAUUUACUCGAAUAACGAAAUUUUCCACUUUAUUCAAUAAUAAGUUUGAAGAAAUAUUAUUGUAUCUUAUUGAAAGAUUACAUGAUGAAGACUAUCUUGAAGAAAUGUUGGGAGUAAAAGUACCAUUUGCAGCAUCAGAUCCACCUCAUUUUAACAAAGAAGCAUUUAAUGUUUGUUUAAAAUAUAUGGAGGAGAAUUUUUUUACACGAACAGUAUCCAUACAAUAUAUUUUAGCUGAGAAUUGUCCAAAUAUACUACAAAAAAUACUGUUACAUUUAAUUAGUAAUGUUUACAGCAAACAAUUUUUAGAACACAAGAUAAAAGCUUUUCAUCAAUACAUAUUUUUCUGUACUAUAAUUGCAGAAGAGUUAAAAUCAGAUUAUUUUAAUAAAUUAUCUAUGUAUGUGAUAAAAGAUAUUAGCUAUAGUUUACUACAUAUAAUUAAAGGACACAAUGAUAUACUUCUUGAAUUGGCAUGUAAAUAUUUUUACAAAUUUAUCAAAUUUGUUUUACCCGUAAGAAGUGAAGAAAUCAAAGAGAUUUUAGAUUUUACUAUUAUGGUUUUAGUUCCUAUUGCGAAGACAGAAAAAGUACCAAUAACUUUAGAAAUACUUAAGUUUUUAUUAAUCAAUCACAAAGAAACAUUAUGUGAUGCGAUAAAGAAGUUGAAUUCAUUUCCAAAUAUACCUGUUUUUCAAGAGAUACGAAAUGUACAUAAUAAUUUGAAAUGUAAAACAGAAAGGAUCUGUAGUUUGGAAGAAGAAAUACAAUAUUUUUUAAAUGCUGUAAUUGAUAAGGAUAUAAACUGUAGUAUAGAAGAUAUUGUACAUUUACGAAUACAAUUAUCAAUGAGAAAAAAAGAAUUACGAGAAUUAUACAAUAAGUUUGAUAAAUUUCGUGGUUUUACUGAAGAUUGUGCCUCAAGUAUAUUGCAUAGAUUGAUAUACAAACUCAUAAAAUUAACAGCAUCUUUUGAUUUAAAUAUUUCAAUGGAAGCAGCAAAAUGUUUAGGUGAAUUAGGACCAGCUGAUUUAAUGUCAAUGAUAUUAUAUUUGCAAAAAAGCCAUGUCAAAGAAACCUCUGAUUUAAUGGAAAUACUAUCAUACAAAAUAGUGGUAGCAAUGAUAAAAUGUUUAUUUCAAAGUGAUAUACAGUUUCGAAAAGUCAGUGCUAAUGCACUUUAUGUUGUAUUCUCAUCUUCUUGGGGACACAAAUUAUUAAAUAUGAAAUAUAUGGAACGUUUGAAAGCUGUUUUAGGCGAAUCACAAAUGAUGAUGCUACCUGUAAGCUAUAUUCAACCAUUUAUAACUGAUAAAAAUUCAAAAAUAGAUACCAUUAAUAUAAAUGAUGUAAAAUUGAAUGAUAUCAUAAAUUCAGAUAAUGAUAUUUGGACAAUUCAUUCUAAUAAUUCUUAUAACAAUUGGAUUGUGGAAAUAACAUGUAGAAUUACAGAAUGUUUUAUGGGAUUUUAUUUUGAAAAUCUAAGAUCUGUUUGUACAUUAAGUACUGAAUUUUGUGAAAUAAUUUUACCACGAAUUAUUUACUUAAUAAUUCAUAUAGAUAGAAAAUUCAUAAGUGCCAUAUGUUCUUGUAUUAAUACAUUUUUUAAUUAUCAUUUUAAUGUUACAACAAAUACAGAUGUUUCUUCUUAUGCGAUACAUAAAGUCACAACUUGUGAUCAUCGAAUUGUACGCUCCAUGUUAAAUAUUGUAAAUUAUAUUAGGACUCAAGUUGCUGAUAAUCUUUUAAGACUGAACUAUAUUUGUAUCGCAAAAGCUGCACAAUAUUGUUCAGCUUUUUUUACUGCAAUACUGUAUGUGGAAAUGUCUUGUGAAACUGUUUUAAACAGUUAUGAUAACUUUGUUAAUGUUUCAAAAAUUAAUUAUAUUUAUGAAUUGUCACCUGAAGAAGGAAAAGUGAUACAGAAUAUACUUAGAGACUCUUACACAAAGAUAGGUGAUUUCGAUGCCAUCAGUGGUACUGGUUCUUCUCAUUUACAAAAUCAUUCCACUCGCAUACAGCAUUACGUUCAUACUAAUGAGUGGAAUCAAGUAAUGCUUACUCAAGACGUUGAACUUUCUUUUGGAAACGUAACAGCAAUGAGAGAAAUGGCAAAUGGAUUACAUCAAUCUGGUCUUCAGUAUUUGCUCAGUCAUUUUAUAUCUACCGUGUCAAAAGAAGAUGAAAAUAUAUUUAAAGACAUACAAUAUGAGUGCGCUUGGAGACUUAGCAAUUGGAAUCUUAACGAAUCAAAUCAAGCUUUGCAUACACAGAAUCAUUGUAAUUUAAAAUCAGAAAUAAUUGAAUAUGAUUAUUAUUUUUAUCAUUACCAAGCUUUAAAGUAUUUUCAUGAAAAUAAUGAAAGUGGUAUACAAAGUGCAAUUAGAAAUGCUCGUUCUUGUAUCAUUAAAGCCCUUGGAAAUACUAGUUUAGAAAGUAGUAAAACUGUAUACGAAAAGUUAAUGCAGUUGCAAUUAAUUUCUGAGAUUGAGGAAUUAAGUGUAACUAAAGAAGAUGAAUAUGAAAAAGUCUUAUAUAAAUGGCAACAGCAAGACAUUGCAAACUUCAACGAAUUUCAGUAUAUUGAACCUAUUUUGUUUCAAAGAACUGUUAUGUAUCAAAUAAAUCCUACGUUAACUAAUAAUGAACAAAUUAAAGCCGCACUUGCUGAUACAUAUUUACAAAUGUCAGAAAUAGCAGCAGACAAAGAAAAUUUGCACAUUGCUACACGCUCAUUAGCUAUGUUAGCAAAACAAAAGGACCUACCUCCAAAAAUUCAAGAUCAGUUGCUUUAUCAGGAAUCUUUGUUAGCACGACUUAGACAAGAUUUGGAGCUCGGACGAUUUCUCUUACGUAAUUUAAUACAUAAGGAAACUUUAGAUGUAAAUUUACGAGCGCAAAUACUAAGAGUUUAUGGAGAUUGGAUGGCUGAAACAAAAUCGGAAAAUCCUCAGGCUGUGAUACAAAAGUAUUAUUUGAAGUCUAUAGAUUCAAGUAAUUCAAUUAUGGAACAAACUACUGAUACCAUUAAAAAUUUACACAAUACCUAUGUAGCCUUAGCCCGCUUUGCUGAUUGUCAAUUUGAACAAAUAAGUUCAUAUAUGAAAUCUUCUCAAUUUGAAAGUUUAAAGGAAUGCAUCAUGUAUUCUUAUAAAAGAAUUGAUAACCACACGUUCAGUGACGAUAAAGAUGUUAGAAGUGCUAUGAUUUUAAGUCACAGACAAAAUACAAACGAUGUUGCUGACUUGGAGCACAUAGAAAAAGAGAAAAAUAAUUAUUUGAUUUUAGCAUUAAAAUAUUAUUUAAUAACACUCCAGCAAAGUGAAGAUCAUAAUUUAUUAGUAUUUCGAAUAAUAGCACUGUGGUUGGAUAAUAUGAAUCAAAAAGAAGUCAAUGAUUUAUUGGACAUAAAUCUGAAUACAGUACCAUCCUUCAAGUUUGUCCCACUUCUUCCACAAUUAGCAGUGCAUUUGAGUAACGAGUUUAAUGAGUUUUCUACAAAAAUAUUUAAAAUUAUGAAACGUUGUGCUCUAACACAUCCACACCAUACAUUACCAGUAUUAUUAGCAUUAAAAAAUUUGUAUGGUGAUUAUGAUUAUAAUAGCACCAAAAAAAGUAAAACUUUGGAGCCGAGAAUUCUUGGAGCUCAAAAGUUGUUACAAGAAUUAACAGAAGCAAACAUUGGUUCAAUUAUACAAGAGAUGGAAUACAUAUCACAUUCCUUAGUUAUGUUAGCUAAUCUUCCAGCUUCUAAAAAUGAACCUGGCUCCGUAAUAAAGAUACCCAGGGAUCAAAAAAUUCUAAAAAUUAAAAAUUUCGAAAAAGUUUUCGUGCCAACGAUGACGAUUGGUGUGAAACCAUCUGGAAAUUACAAUAACAUCAUUGGUAUUUCUAAAUAUAUGGAAACAUAUGAAACUGUUGGAGGUGUAAAUGCACCAAAAAAGCUAACUUGCAUUGGUAUAGAUGGAAUUGUUAGACAUCAGUUAAUAAAAGGAAGAGAUGAUUUACGACAAGAUGCUGUAAUGCAACAAGUUUUUAAUGUAAUGAAUACCUUAUUAAGAGCUUGCAAAGAAACUAAACGAAGAAAGUUGACAAUCAGAACUUAUAAGGUUGUACCAUUGACACAAAGAUCAGGAGUACUAGAAUGGUGUGAUAAUACAAUGCCUAUUAUAAAUGUACUGAUAGGUUCAAGGAAUAAGCCUGGACUUCAUAAAAAAUAUUAUCCAAAAGAUUAUACAGCAGAUUUGUGUAAAAGAAAGCUAGCAGCAGUAGAAAAAUCAUCAACUGAUAUAAAAUUAAAAACCUUUAUGGACUGUUGUGCACACAUGCAUCCAGUAAUGCAUUAUUUCUUUAUUGAAAAAUAUCCAUCCCCUGAAACGUGGUUUGAGAGAAGAUUAGCGUAUACGCGCAGCAUAGCAACAACAUCUAUGGCAGGAUAUAUUUUGGGUUUAGGAGAUAGACACUUAAAUAACAUUUUAAUUGAUCAAACAACUGCAGAAGUAAUUCAUAUUGAUUUUGGUAUAGCAUUUGAGCAUGGAAAGGUACUACCAGUUCCAGAAACUAUUCCAUUUCGACUCACACGAAAUAUAGAAGUAGGAAUGGGCGUCUCUGGUAUAGAAGGUACAAUGAGGCAUUGCUGUGAGAAGACUCUAACCGUAUUACGUGAUCAAAGACAAAUCAUUAUAACUCUACUUCAAGUUCUUUUGUAUGAUCCUUUAUUUAAAUGGACCAUAACGCCUGCUAAAGCACAUGGUAUACAAAGUGGUACCUCUUCAACAUUGAUAGAAAUUAAUCAAUAUUCAUCAGGAAUUAAUAAAACAGCUGAAAGAAGCCUUUUAAGAAUAGAGCAAAAAUUACAAGGCACUGAAGAAGGAUUAGCAUCUAGCGUAUCUGGUCAAGUUGAAAGGCUUAUACAGCAAGCGCGGGAUCCUAUAAAUCUUUGCCGUUUAUUUUGUGGCUGGCAACCAUAUCUAUAAUAUUUUAAUGCUUUAUAAUGUUAAGAUGGUUAAAUGUCAUUUUAUAAUUUUAUUUUAUAUUUUAUACAAAUUAAAAGUUUUGUAAAAUUUAAAUAUAAACUAUGAAAGCUUU
Molecule: messenger RNA, 8850 nt
Organism: Osmia bicornis bicornis
Lineage: Eukaryota; Metazoa; Arthropoda; Insecta; Hymenoptera; Megachilidae
Gene: tefu
Product: serine-protein kinase ATM
Exons: 18
Coding region: 126-8738 (2870 amino acids)
Biological process (GO): DNA repair
Molecular function (GO): protein binding; protein serine/threonine kinase activity
Source: RefSeq, a predicted model, not a curated record